GGCCGCGCAGCGGUGAGAGGGCGGAGGAGACGGCAGAGCGGGGAGCGCGCGGGUCCACGCAAAUGCAGCAGUGACCCAAGAUGGCGGGGCCCGUGAUUGAAAACCAGGUUCAAGAUGGCGGCUUCCUACUUCCUCCCAAAGAGUAGCGCGUGGCCACUGAGGCCACGCCCACUUCCGGUCCCGCGCCCGCAGCAUGGCCGCUUUAGGUAUUCUGCUCUUCACAGGUGCCCGGAGGCUGCACGGCAGCGCGGCGGCUCGGGCGGGUAGCCAGUGGAGACUCCAGCAGGGCAUGGCUGCCAACCCCUCGGGCUACGGGCCCCUGACGGAGCUUCCAGACUGGUCUUACGCGGAUGGCCGCCCUGCUCCUCCGAUGAAAGGCCAGCUUCGAAGACAAGCCCAAAGAGAAAAAUUUGCAAGACGCGUUGUACUGCUGUCACAGGAAAUGGAUGCUGGAUUACAGGCAUGGCAGCUUAGGCAGCAGGAGAAGUUGCAGAAAGAAGAACAGAGGAAGAAAAAUGCUCUUAAACGCAAAGGGGCUGCUCUGCAGAGCCCACUGCCACGUCAAUAAAAAGCCACUCCUGUCUCUUCCCA
Eptesicus fuscus (big brown bat) is the source of this 591-nucleotide messenger RNA. RefSeq names its product mitochondrial ribosomal protein L52 (gene MRPL52). The transcript is spliced from 6 exons. Gene Ontology annotation, cellular component: mitochondrial large ribosomal subunit. NCBI's taxonomy places the organism in Eukaryota, Metazoa, Chordata, Mammalia, Chiroptera, Vespertilionidae. The coding region runs from base 194 to 568 and encodes 124 amino acids. Gene Ontology annotation, molecular function: structural constituent of ribosome. The record is from RefSeq and is a predicted model, not a curated record. Gene Ontology annotation, biological process: mitochondrial translation.